GCCCGUGCCACCCUCAUCAUAGCUUCACUCAGCCACGGUCUCCUCCUCCUCCUUCCAUCUGAUCCACCUGUACGUACGCAGCUCAGCCGCCGGCCGGCGAGAAGGAGAAGAAGCUAGCCAGCCAGCCAUGGGGAACAGCCUGCGCUGCUGCCUGGCCUGCAUGCUCCCCUGCGGCGCCCUCGACGUCGUCCGCGUCGUGCACCUCAGCGGCCGCGUCGACGAGUUCACCAGCUGCCCGCUCACCGCGGCCGACGUCCUCGCCGCGCACCCCAACCACGCGCUCACCGCCGCCUGGUCGCCGGGCGGCGCCGGCGCCGGCGGCGCGCCCUGCAGGAAGAUCGUCAUCGUGUCCCCGGACUCCGAGCUCAAGCGCGGCCGCAUCUACUUCCUCAUCCCCUCCGCGUGCUCCGCGCCCGCCGCCGACAAGAUGAUGACCCGCCGGAAGAAGAAGAAGCGCUGCCACGGCAACGGCAAUGGCAAGGGCGGCUCCGCCGCCGCGGCGAGCACCGCGGAGCAGGACAACUACCUGAUGGAGCUGCUGUCCGAGAAGCGGGGGACGAGCCACCGCCGGCGGCGCAGCGGCGCCCGCGCCGGUGUGUGGCGGCCGCAGCUGGAGAGCAUAGCGGAGGAGCCAUCAGACUAGCUAGGCAGCUAGCUAGUGAACCACCUUUUGACCAUUUUUUUUCCUUCUUUUUUUUUCUCUUCGUUUCUUCUCCUCUCGAUCUUCCGCUGUGAAUAUGAACGGUGGAUGAUGAGGACCCUUCCAAUUUUGGGGUCUCUCUCGUGCGUUCGAUCCCCUGACGAGCUGUAAAAAUCUUCAGGGUUCGAACGCUGUGUGUGUGUCUCGGAAGUCGAGGGAAAAUUUGGAGAAAAAAAAAAGUAAGAUCCAAGAUGUACAAACAGAAUUUUAGAUGGAGUGCAGUGCAUUGAUUUGUUUAUUUCCAAGUUGCUGCUGUAAA
Molecule: messenger RNA, 959 nt
Organism: Oryza sativa Japonica Group (Japanese rice)
Lineage: Eukaryota; Viridiplantae; Streptophyta; Magnoliopsida; Poales; Poaceae
Source: RefSeq, a predicted model, not a curated record